This is a messenger RNA of Ectocarpus siliculosus, 2040 nucleotides long. Lineage: Eukaryota; Phaeophyceae; Ectocarpales; Ectocarpaceae. The record is from the annotation of a GenBank genome assembly.
AUGGAUGAAGCCUACAAGCAGCCGUCACCGGUGGCGGGGGCAGUAGGAGGAGGAGGAGGAGGAGGCGGGCAUAGCAAGGCCACCGUUCGAAGAAAGAAGGGCGCUUCAGCGGUGGGUCAGAGCCACCAGCAGCAGCAGCGGCAAGCGCGAUCAGCUUCGGCUUCGAUAGCGGUGCCGGCGCGCUCCUGCGAGCUGCUUCAAGCCGAACAGCAGCAGCAGCCGCCGCCGCCGCCGCCGCCGAAGGAGCAGCUUCCCCCGCGCAGCCCGGUGAAGGUGGCGGCGAAGGUGUGCGUGCCCACGCUGGAGGACGCCCUGGAUGACGUGCAGGUCCGAUUCGUGCUCAACCUCCCAGAGGCUGAGCUUAGCUCGGCGGAUCGCCUUUUUUUCCAGCUGGAGCAAGCAUGGUGGUUUUACGAGGAUUUUAUCGCGGACGCACACAAGCACCUUCCGCAUUUUAAGCUCAAGGAGUUCGCCAAGCUUAUGUUUGAACACUGCGAGGCGUUGCGGCCUCUGAGCGGCAAGUACAACGAGCUGUUCGAGUAUUUCCGAUCGUGGAAGGGCACGAUCCCCACCGCAGGAUGCAUUCUUUUGAAUGCCGCGAUGACCGACGUCGUUCUCGUCAAGUGCUGGAAAGGCAACAGCCGGGGGCUGCCGAAGGGGAAGAUCAACCAGGGGGAGCCGGCCAUUGACGCCGCCAUUCGAGAGGUGCAGGAAGAGACGGGCUAUGACGCUCGAGGAGGCGCGAACGAGAAGGAUUUCCUCACCCUCUACCUGAACGGGCAGCAGACGACCAUGUUCAUUGUCGUGGGCGUGGACGAGACGUUCCCGUUCGAGCCGCAGGUGCGCAAGGAGAUAUCGGCGGUGGAGUGGUUCCCCCUCGACGCCCUGCCCUCGCGCAGCUUCGGAGUGGAGCCCUUCGUGCCCCGGCUGCGGCGGUGGAUGGCCAAGACGAAGGGCGUGCGGGCUCCCAAGAGCGCGACGGCGGGCACGAACGCAGAGCCUGAUCAGGGUGAGAAAGGCGAGGGCAACUUCGCCCGACGUGUCUCACGCCGCGGCUGCCGCGGUGUUGACGAGCCAGUCGCAACCGUCGUCUCCCACUGGGGGGGGGGCAUCUUCGAAUGGCACCGCCUGCGCCAAAGAAGCAGGGCAGGAAGGGCAGCAAGGGCGCCGCCGGCGGUGGCGGAAACGGCGGCGCGGAUCAAGGACCACGCGCCGUCGACCGUAGCCGCCGGCGACGGCGUCCGGGCUUGCUCCGCGCCCAACCGGCGCGGUGGGGGCGGCGGCGGCGGCGGCGGGCAUCACGCGAAGGCCAAGGGGUACGACCGGAAAAACCAGGACACGUUCGGUGGCGCAGACGAAGAUCCCAACGGCAACGGCGGUGGUGACGGCUGGGAUUUCGAGGCGAUGCUGGCCGCCAACGAGCGGCUCACGGGGCGCACCUUCGUGUACGACGGCAACCCGCACGAGUUCGGAGACCCCGCGCAGUCGGCGCAGGCCUCCGCGGCCGCCGCGCCACCGGCGCGAGACGAAGACCAGGUCGGGCACCUCAAGCAGCGUGGCGCCGCCGCCGCCGCGGGGAACAACAACAACCGCAAGCCUGCGAAGGGGGCGGCGGGCGGUGGCCGCAAGGCAGCGGCCGCGGGCGAUGCUCAGGGCGGACCUGGGAAAGGCAGGAGCCGGAGUCGUGGCAAGGACAAGGGAAGAGCUACCGCGAAGCCGAAAUCGAACGCCGCCGCUGCCGCCGGAGCCGGCACGGAUGCCACAACGAGCGGCGACGGCGGCGGCGGCGGCGGCGGCGCCAGUGCUGCGACGUCCGCGAGCGUCCGCUCCGCGGCGACUGCGGCGGGAAGCGGCUGCUGCUCCGAGAAGGUUGUUCCGAGCAGCCUUUGUACAGAGGGGGGCGGGGGGGGCUCCAGCGUUGUCGCUUUGGGAUGCACCGGCGGCGGCGGCGGGAGCCCCGUCGAACGGCCGUGCGGGCGUGUUUGGCGACUUCAAGUUCGACGUGCUAGACAUCUUGAGCGCCGUGACACCCAAGGAUAA